This is a messenger RNA of Closterium sp. NIES-65, 606 nucleotides long. The record is from the annotation of a GenBank genome assembly. NCBI's taxonomy places the organism in Eukaryota, Viridiplantae, Streptophyta, Zygnematophyceae, Desmidiales, Closteriaceae.
AUGGUGGCGAAUCUAGAGCUUGUGAUGGAGGGAGAGAGGAGAGGGAUGCACGGAGGAGGUCGUGGAGAGGAGAGGGAAGGAUUGGGAGGAGGAAUGGAAGGAGGAGGCAGGAAUGGACGGAAGAGGGGAAUGGAGAGCUUGAAGGCGUGUGCAGCAGAGGGGAUGGGGCCACGAGGGGAGAGAGGCGCCGAGAAGAGUGGAAGCAAGAAAAGUGGAACUGAGAAGAGUGGAGCGCAGGGGAGUGGCGUUGCAGCGUCAGUGUGUCCGCUCCUCGGCUCGGAGCUGCUGCUGAAGGCGGAGUUCAGAGCAAAGGUGGACGUCACCUGCCCCGUCUGCCUGGAGGUGCCCUUUGACCCGGUGUCUCUCGCCUGCACGCACAUCUUCUGUCGUGGCUGCGCUUGCUCCGUGGCGCACGUGCCGGUGUUUUUCGGCCUCGACUCCGCAUCGCCCCACAUCACGUGCCCUCUGUGCCGCCAGCAGGGGGUGUUUCGGCAUCCCCGGUCUCUCAGGGAACUGCACAGGCUCAUCAUGGCAAGGUGUGGGACGGGAGCAGCGACAGGAGUGGUAGGGCAGGACAAGACUGGUUGUUUGCUUCUUGGUCUCUAA